AAAAUUGAAAUAUUCCUGAUUUGACUUCAACCCAAAAUAAUAGGAACCCAACAACAGAAAAAAAAAGGUACUAUUUGUUGUUCUUUUAGCGAUUGCCCUAAGCCCUGACUCCGCCCUGACUCCGCCCUGCCCCGAAGGUUUUUCUGCUUCUGAUUGUAGGAGGAAAAAGUGGUAAAUCAAUGGUGGAAUCUAAUGAAACUAAUCUCCAUCAUAGACAUUGGAUGAGCUCUGAAGAAUCAUCAAAUGAGUUUUUGAUUGAAGAAAUUAAUACCUUUCUCAUGUCAGAAAAUGUGGUUAAUAAUGAGAUGUUAUUGAAGAUACAAAAUCAAUCCUUGAAGAGAAUUUCAAGUGAUAAUAAUUUGAAUAAUUUGGCAGCAAAUGCUAUUUCUGCUGCUGGUGCUGCCAUUCUUUCUGCUGUCAUUGUUAAUCCUCUUGAUGUUGCAAAGACAAGGUUGCAAGCACAAGCUGCAGGAGCUGCAUAUGCACAUCCAUUAAGCAAUGCCCUCAGUCGGAUGGCAGUUUUUGGGCCCAAUAUGAUGUUUGCAGACUUAAGAUGUUCCCCCUCGUGUGCACGGGCUGGCAUUCAGGGAACAGUAUCGAUUUGUCCACCUGAUUGCUUUCAUUAUAAAGGAACACUGGAUGUUUUGUACAAAAUCGUCAGACAGGAAGGGAUUGGAAGACUUUGGCGAGGAACAAAUGCUGGUUUGGCGCUAGCUAUACCAAUGGUGGGUAUUUAUCUCCCCUUUUAUGACGUAUUCCGCAUUCGCAUGGAAGAAUAUGCAGCUGAAAAUGCUCCAAGUGUGGAGCCAUAUGUUCCAUUUGUCGCUGGAGCUAUGGCACGCUCAUUAGCCUGCAGCACUUGCUAUCCUAUUGAACUUGCUCGAACUCGAAUGCAGGCAUUUAAAGAGAUUGGGAAGAAGCCGCCCGGUGUAUUGAAGACCUUAAUUGAUAUUCUUUCAAAUGUCAAUAAUUCAACUUCUUACCAAAACAAGUUGCAAAGUUAUCGUGUUCUGUGGACUGGUCUUGGUGCACAACUUGCUCGUGAUGUUCCCUUUUCAGCAAUCUGUUGGUCCACCCUUGAACCCAUGAGGAGGAAACUUGGUAAUCUAAAAGGAGAUGAAGCAAGUAUCGUGUCUGUGCUUGGCUCAAACUUUGCUGCUGGAUUUGUGGCUGGAAGCUUAGCUGCUGGAGCGACAUGUCCUUUGGAUGUGGCUAGAACCCGCAGACAAAUAGAGAAGGAUCCGCUGAAGGCGCUCAGGAUGACCACGAAACAGACUCUAAUAGAUAUUUGGAGGGAUGGAGGAAUGAGGGGACUCUUUGCAGGUGCUGGCCCUCGUGUUGCUCGUGCAGGGCCUUCUGUCGGAAUUGUGGUUUCGUUCUAUGAAGCUGUGAAAUAUGUCCUUAAUACUAGGUUAGCCUCUUCGUGAUUAGUUGGCAACUAAACAGAACAAAGUAGGUAUUUUAGAUCUCGCUCAUCCGUUGAAGAAUGCGGUUUUUGGUAACGUCGACUUCAGAUACGAUGAUCCUCUGAAGUUUUAAAAAUAACGUGCAAAGCGAAAUGUCCGAACCUUAAUGUUUUGAGGUCAGUUAACCUAGGAUUAGAUUAAUAGUCAGGCAAAGGUUGCUUGUUAGGCCUGUUUCUCAAGGUUGAGCAAAAAAAUUUUGUCACAAAUACAUUUUCUCAAAAAAUAGUGAUAAUUUUUACAGAGAUUUAUCUCAGUUUUGGCUGUACAAUUUUUGUCAAUUACCUUUCCUAUUAUUUUGUUUACAUGUAUUUUAUUUAUUUCUAAUUUUUCGAUUAAGGGCCAAGCUUGUAUAAUAAUAUGUAAGUUAGCGGAUUUAGUUUCGCUCGCUCCUUUUCGUUGCAGGAAGAACUUAUCUAUCUAAGGAUCAAACUCGAGUAGGGGACUCUUUGGCCGCAUCCUCCUAUUUGGGUAUGGGUUGCCGUUUUCGUUUUCUCAGAUCCUGAUCAUAGUUUUCAAUGGGCGGGAUACACUGGGUAUGAUGAUAAUGAUGAUCUUUCCUAUUAAUUUUCUCAAAUUUACAUAAUGAAUUGGAGAAAAUACUAUUUACACUCUGUUCUUUUAAGUUCGUCAUGCUAUAUUGUUAUUUUGAGUUAUUUUGAGGAAAUGAAGUAAAUUCAAAAGAACGGAAGAAAUGAUCACCUCAAGUGGCAGUGUGAUGUCAAAAUUCGUUAGGAUUCCAACUUAUAUAGUAAACUACAUGAAUCAAAAUAAAUCGAUGCAAGAGAUUGUCGAAUGUUAAUAACAA
Molecule: messenger RNA, 2271 nt
Organism: Amaranthus tricolor (Joseph's coat)
Lineage: Eukaryota; Viridiplantae; Streptophyta; Magnoliopsida; Caryophyllales; Amaranthaceae
Product: mitochondrial carrier protein MTM1
Exons: 11
Coding region: 180-1427 (415 amino acids)
Biological process (GO): mitochondrial transmembrane transport
Source: RefSeq, a predicted model, not a curated record